CACACAAACACACAAACACACACACACACACACACACACACAUCUACAUUUUGACACAUUUCCUCAUAAAAGUACUGUAUACACCCUAGAGUGUUGUGAUAUAUUUGUCUAUUGAUAGCGAUUAACUAAAUUACAGAAUCGUAUCUCUUUUCACAACUUUACAGUGGAACAUGGCAGGAGUCACAUCUAAUAAUCGUCUUCGAAUGCAGGCAUUGUGCAAACAACGCCUGUAACUUCCUCAUUCAUUUUGUGGUUUUUCAGACUGAGAAAGCAGCUUCCUUUUAUGCUUUGCUAGUCAUUUGCCGUCUGCCUUCACUUUUGAUCGCAGCACACUGAGGCAGCAGCAGUGAUGGCAGGCAUGACUGCUUUGCCACUUCAACAAUUAAUUGCUUCGUUGGACAACUCUUCGUUGCCAAGAAUUCUACAAGUUUGCUCUGGAGUUUAUUUCCAAGGCUCUAUAUAUGAGAUCUCUGGCAGUGAAGUGUGCUUUUCUACCGGGGAUCUAAUAAAGGUGACUGGCCUUGAUCUCCUGUCAGUUUGCUGUGAAGACAUCAGCAACAAUGAGGCGUUUGAGCUGCCGAUCAGCCACACAGGUCUGUUCCAGGUGGUCCCAGAGGAGAUGCCCUACAGCUCAAUGGAGGAGAUGGUGAGCCUGAGGCCCGUGGGCCUGGAGUCCUGCCUCCCCUUCACCUUCACCUGCCUCUCCAAGAUGACUAUUGGAGACUUAACCCUGGGAACCGGCAAAACUCUGACGGUGCUCUCCAUCGAGCAUCACGAGGGUAAAGAGGACCAGGUGCGCUGCCACGUUCAGGGACAACAGGAAGCCUCUGCAGAAGUCUGCAUCCCCAUAUCCUCCCAUGGGCAGUUCAGGGAGUGUGGGAGUGAGGAGCGCUUCACCCUGCAGGAGAUCAUGUCCUCGCCCGGCCUCCGCACCCGCAAGUUUCGCUUCGUCAACACCACCAAGAGUGACCGGACCCUGGUCCUCAGUCCGGUGUACGAGGUCAAAGCCAUCAUGAACUUGAGGACGAACGUGUUGAAGUUUCCCUCCAGCUUAGAGGUGGAUGUGAUCGAUGUCACCGAGACGUCUAAGGAAGUGAAUUUCGUCACCCCGCUCAGCCUGCCGGAGGUGUUUUCCCAGCCAGACGACUGCUUCCCUACAGUAGUGGAGGUCCUGGACGGCCCGGGGAAAAACUCUCUGUUCAAGUGCAGCUGGCUGCCACAACUCAACCAGGGCCGCCAGCUGAUUUUCCACAAGAGAGAAACCUUACCAAUGGUUUUAUUAACCAGCCUGAAAUGCCGAAAAGCGAAGCAGUACUUCCUGGUAUCUCAGCAAUACGGGGGACGGUUCCGGAGGAGGCCGAGGGAGUUUAACUCGGUGUACGAGCUGCACGUCGCCUCCAUCCAGGCUCCGGGUCUGAAAGUCAGCGUGACCAGGAACUGUGAGGACGUUGAGGAGGAGGGGCUGCCGGCCCUCGGCGUCGGGGAACAGCUGGAGGUGGUUCGCUGCCAAACAAUGGAGCUGCCCUGUGAAAGCAGCACGGGACGGAAGGAGUCUGUAGAGGCACUUUUGUGUCAACGUCUCCAAGAGCCAGACAGUGGGGACGAUGAUGAUGACGACGAUGAGGAAGUGAAGCAGGAGGAAGUGAAAGAGGAGAUUUUACUGCCUCUGUACAUGCAGGGCCACUUUGUGGAGGUGAUCAGUGACAACAAAAAGUACAAACUCAGGGAUUUGGGGAAGGAGUUUAGUUUGCCGCUGGACGUAAAAGCGGUUAGCAAAGAUCCCGAACUGGAGACGGAUCCACUACUCGGGGUCCAGUCUCUCAGGAUAGAGGGGGCCAUGGUGGAGCCCACCAUCCAGGCCAGCUUUCUGCACAGCCCGGACCACUGCUUCGAGAUCCCGGCCAAGUGGCUUCCCAUGUCCGUGUCGUUAAGCAAAGACCCCCUGCCGUGGCCCCGCCACCAGCCACCCAAGUGCCGCGUCCAAAGGGUUGCCGAGGUGACGGACACCUUCUUUUACGAAUUUCGCAAACAGGGGAACUCGGACGCAGCUCCUCCACCUCGACCGCCGAAGAAAAAUAUGUCGUUUUCAAAGCCGUCCAAAAAGUCACAGAAGAAACCGCCCAAGGGAGACAAACCCAAACACGGAGCGAACAAAAGCGUGCCGACCAAAGAGUUCUCUGAUCUGACGAUAAACAGCAAGAGAAGGCCCCCAGCUCCCCCACCACCGCCUGGUAUCUUAGAUGAUCAGCCUCCGCCCAUCGUACCCCGAAAACUGUCAUGUGAGGAAAAGACAGCAGCCAAGGCUCUGCCAAACACCUAUGUGAAAAUGGAGGAGCCGAAGAAAAAAGUGCUGCUGCCUGAAGUUGAUGCAGAUGAGGACAGUGAGCAUGACUAUGAAGAGAUGGAUGAAAGUUUCUUAUCGGCGGUGAAGCUGGCGCAAGAGAAUGUCAUGUAUUACUAAAAAUAUCACAAACUGGCAGUGGCAACAACCUUAGGGGAUAUUAUGCUCAUUUUCAGUUUCAUAUUUUGGUUCCUUAUUGUUCAAAAGACAUGUUAUUCCUCUCAUACUGUCAUACUGAAAAGAUCUGUGUUAGCAGCUGACAGAACUCCCCAAAAUCUAAUAUUUGUUUCUUACAUAGUGCUAUUUAUCACACUGUGUUUUUGAUGUGAGUGGCCUGGUUUUGGGGAUAUCAGGCAUGGAGAUGUCUACCUUUUCUCAAAAAUAAUAGGACUAUAUGGCACUCAUCUUGUGGUACAAAAAGCUUUUUAAAAAAUAAUUUGAAAACUCAACAGAAAUGUCACUUUCCAGUAAUCCUGACCUUGUUCCUACUAACCCACCGACCUUACAUUGUUGUCAGCAGUUUCAUUUAGAAACUAUUUAUUCUCAUAUCAUUUCUGUAAAACCCGUGCUACAUAUGUGGUCAGCAAACUUUAAUUUUAUCAGUCCUUAAUUUAUACUUUCACCCUCUUCAAGGUUGAAAGUGUCUGUAACUGUGUCACAUAUGGUAUACCACACUCAAACUGUUGAAUAAUACUAGCCUUGUGGUACUUAUUAUUGUUAUAGUAUUUGCUGAGAUAUGAUACAGUAGCCUACCUUUGUGAUUGUUGUUCAAACUUGUAUGAAAACCAUUGAGACUGUGUGAUCGUUUUGGGGCUGUAGCUAGUUUUUUUGUAGACAAUACCAUAGGGCUGCACGAUUAUGACCAAAAUGAUAAUCACGAUUA
Molecule: messenger RNA, 3224 nt
Organism: Centropristis striata (black sea bass)
Lineage: Eukaryota; Metazoa; Chordata; Actinopteri; Perciformes; Serranidae
Gene: themis2
Product: thymocyte selection associated family member 2
Exons: 6
Coding region: 350-2461 (703 amino acids)
Biological process (GO): T cell receptor signaling pathway
Source: RefSeq, a predicted model, not a curated record